Chrysoperla carnea is the source of this 934-nucleotide messenger RNA. RefSeq names its product elongator complex protein 5 (gene Elp5). Gene Ontology annotation, cellular component: elongator holoenzyme complex; cytosol; nucleus. Bases 84 to 899 code for a protein of 271 amino acids. The record is from RefSeq and is a predicted model, not a curated record. Gene Ontology annotation, molecular function: tRNA binding. Gene Ontology annotation, biological process: tRNA wobble uridine modification. The transcript has 3 exons. NCBI's taxonomy places the organism in Eukaryota, Metazoa, Arthropoda, Insecta, Neuroptera, Chrysopidae.
CACAUGUGAAUCUUGUAAUUGUACCAUAACCUCAUGAAUAAUAUAACUGAAAAUAGCUAACUUCUUCAUACGCAAUAUUUAAAAUGUUCUCACAAGCUAUUUUCGGGAAACCAUUACCGAAAUUUGUGUUAAUACAAGAUACUUACGAAACAAAACAAACAAAACUUGUAGAGUCAAUUGUUCAUAUGCAUAAUGUACAAAGUGUUCCAAAAGUAUACAUAUUCUCAUUUGAAAAUCAGCUAGAAUUUGUUCGAAGCCCAAAAAUACAAUUUCAAACUUAUACUGAUACCUCAAAUUUAAAUUCAAUACUACCGAUUUGCUUAGAUCACAUUACUGAAGAAUGUAUUUUAAUAAUUGAUUCGCUAAUUGAUUUAAUUUAUGUAUUUGGUGAAGGAUUUUGUGUACAAGAAAUUCAAAAGUUGUUGAGAAAUAAAUUAAUAUUACAAAUAAUAACAGUUUUGCAUACAGAUGUAUUAUACAACGAAUUAAUUCCAAAAUAUUUCACGUUUUUAAGUACUCUUAAUAUAGUUGCAAAAAGUUCUGAUGUAAUAGAAUACACACAUAAACGAUUGAACGGGAAAGUAAUUAAAAAAUUAGUAAAAUUAAGUUAUAACAACAGAGUUUUAACAUCAAAAGAAAUAGAACUGAAUGAUUUACUACAAUCCGAAUCAAUUCCAUACCAGCCUAAUCCAGAUAAAUUAACAACUUUUAAAAUCGGUUUAGAAGAAAAUGAAAUUGAAUCUAGAAAUAAAUUAGUUUUACCCUACUUAAAAACGGAAGAAAAUAAAGGAAAACCUCAAGUUACAAUAGGAGAUAAUUCAGGAGGAAAAAUAUUAUAUUUACCAGACGAAUACGAUGAUUUUGACGAAGAAGAUCCAGAUGAUGACUUAGACGUUUAAUUUAUUAUUCUAUAAAAAUAUAUUUUUUCAAUCAA